Messenger RNA from Torulaspora globosa, 1320 nucleotides. RefSeq names its product oxysterol-binding protein KES1 (gene KES1). The record is from RefSeq and is a predicted model, not a curated record. The coding region runs from base 1 to 1320 and encodes 439 amino acids. Gene Ontology annotation, biological process: endocytosis; piecemeal microautophagy of the nucleus; exocytosis. Gene Ontology annotation, molecular function: oxysterol binding. Gene Ontology annotation, cellular component: membrane; intracellular membrane-bounded organelle; cytosol. The transcript has a single exon. Lineage: Eukaryota; Fungi; Ascomycota; Saccharomycetes; Saccharomycetales; Saccharomycetaceae.
AUGUCAGGAUACGCUAGUUCUUCCUCGUGGACGACGUUUUUGAAGUCGAUUGCUUCGUUCAACGGUGAUCUGUCGUCGCUGUCAGCUCCACCGUUCAUUCUGUCGCCUACUUCGCUGUCUGAGUUCUCGCAGUACUGGGCUGAACACCCGGAUCUGUUCCUGGAGCCAGCUCUGAUCGACGAGAAGAACUACAAGGAGAGAAGCGGCGCAGCAGACAGGGAGGUGGAGUCGCUGGAGAUGGCGAGGAUGUUGGCUGUGGUGAAGUACUUUAUUUCGACGCUGAAGUCGCAGUAUUGCUCGCGUAACGAGUCAAUGGGCACCGAGAAGAAGCCGUUGAACCCGUUCUUGGGGGAGCUGUUCGUUGGGAAGUGGGAGAACAAAGAGCAUCCCGAGUUUGGCGAGACAGUGCUGUUGAGCGAGCAGGUGUCGCACCACCCGCCGAUCACCGCUUACGCGAUCUUCAACGACAAGAACGACGUCAAGCUGCAGGGCUACAACCGCAUCAAGUCGUCGUUCUCGAAGUCGUUGAUGCUGGGGGUCAAGCAGUACGGCCACGCGCUCCUGGAGGUCGGCCAGGACUCGUACCUGAUCACUCUCCCACCGCUGCACAUCGAGGGCAUCCUGGUCGCGGCACCCUUUGUGGAGCUCGAGGGGAAGUCGUACAUCCAGUCGUCGAGCGGGUUGCUGUGUGUGGUCGAGUACAGCGGCAGAGGGUACUUCUCCGGCAAGAAGAACUCGUUCAAGGCCAGGAUCUACAGGGACUCCAAGGACGCGAAGAACAAGGAGAAGGCGGUGUACACCAUAUCCGGCCAGUGGUCAGGCACUUCCAAGAUCACCAAGCACAGCGGGGUCGCCAAGAGCAAAGAUGAAAGCUCUACCGUGUUCUAUGACGCCACCAGGACCCCUGCAGAGCAUUUGAAGGUGAAAGACUUGAAGGACCAACAUCCGCUGGAGAGCAGGAAGGCCUGGAAGGACGUCGCUGACGCGAUCAGACUCGGCGACUUCGACUUGAUCGGACGAACAAAGACGGAGUUGGAGGAGAAGCAAAGGGAGAUGAGAAAGGACGAGCAAGCCAACGGCGUCAGCUGGCAGAGAAGAUGGUUCAAAGACGUCGACUACUCGCCAAACCCAAAGGACGCCGUCUACGUGCCAGAGAAAGAUGAUAUCUUCAAGAUCUUGGCCUCGCAGUGCAACCUCUCUACAAAGAAUGUGCCCAGCGGUACCCUGGUUGAUGAAAAGGACGACAAGAAGGAUGCGACUUCGCUGCACUGGAGAUUCCAACGCAUGCUCUGGGACAACGAGAAGGAGAUCAAGCUAUAA